This is a messenger RNA of Peronospora matthiolae, 441 nucleotides long. The record is from the annotation of a GenBank genome assembly. Lineage: Eukaryota; Oomycota; Peronosporomycetes; Peronosporales; Peronosporaceae.
AUGGUUGGCUGCCGUGCUUUGGAGCUGCUGGGACUGGAAUGUACCGAAAGAGUGUCCCACUGCCUCCGGUUCCUCCAGCUCCAGAUGGGACUACGCGACUCCACCCGCAAACUCCUGCGCAAACUCAGCGGACGCGACGUCAAGCAAGAAGAGGCCGAGCAGCUGCAGCCCGUGGCGCUUGCAGGCGCGAGCAAACGCUCGACCACGCGCUCGGAGCUCUGCAGUUCCUUUGCCACGACGAGCGUCAGUCGGGAAGAACUCGAAGGAAGACGGAAAGCCAAGAGUGACGGCAGUGCCAAUUGGGCCCAGUGUGGCAUGUGCACGCGCAGCUUCGUGGUCGGCACGAGUCGCUACGUGGGCUUUUGCUCGCUCGACUGCAAGUCGGCAGCACUCUAUAGUCAGUCAGCUCGCGUCUACCGAAGACGGUACCGCAACGUGUGA